Molecule: messenger RNA, 3672 nt
Organism: Galeopterus variegatus (Sunda flying lemur)
Lineage: Eukaryota; Metazoa; Chordata; Mammalia; Dermoptera; Cynocephalidae
Gene: ESCO1
Product: establishment of sister chromatid cohesion N-acetyltransferase 1
Exons: 8
Coding region: 110-2617 (835 amino acids)
Biological process (GO): mitotic sister chromatid cohesion
Cellular component (GO): nucleus; chromatin
Molecular function (GO): protein-lysine-acetyltransferase activity
Source: RefSeq, a predicted model, not a curated record
UUUUAAGGAUUUGCUCCUCAGUAAUAAUACUAGCUAUUCAGCAUUCAGGCCUACCAGGACCAGAAAAUCCUCUCAAAAACUACUCAGAAAAGGGAGACAUUACUCAGGAAUGAUGUCUAUUCAGGAGAAAUCAAAAGAAAGUUCUUCCAGAGUUAUUAAAAAAAGUGAAGAUAAGAAUUUAGAAAUGGAAGUUCAAGAUUCUCAAAAGAAUCUAGCAAAAGUGUCAGGUCUAAAGGAAACCAUAAAAUCACUGGUUAAGUCUUCCAGUGAAAGUAAAAUAAAUCAGCCUGAAUUGGUAACACGCAUGAGUACAAGGUCAACAAAGGCAGCAUCCAGUGAUAAAAAAGAUACUAAAUCCGUUAAUAAAAAUAUGGUGACUGUGAAGGGACAUUCACAACAAGAAUGUACAAAAAAGAAGAAAUUAUCUCAGAAAAAAUUAGUGCAUGAAACACCUAAAGCAAAUGAACAGCUUAACCGGAGAUCACAAAGACUGCAGCAGUUAACAGAGGUUUCGACAAGGUCUUUACGCAGUAGAGAGAUUCAGGGUCAAGUUCAAGCAGUUAAACAGAGUCUGUCACCAACAAGAAAAGAGUACUAUAGCAAUACUCAAAGUAAGUCUAAUAAAGUUAAAACAAGUCAAAAACAUGUGAAAAGAAAAGUACUGGAAAUAAAGUCUGACUCUAAAGAGGAUGAAUAUUCAGUAAUUAAUGAAGUAAUAAAUUCCCCAAAAGGAAAAAAACGUAAAGUAGAGCAUCAGACAGCUAAUACUUGUAGCUCUCAGUGUGUACAAGGAUCUGAAAAAUGUCUUCUAAAGACUACUAGAAAAGUGGAAACAAAGCCUUUGCCUGUAACUUCUGAGAUAAAAAGAUCAAAAAUGGCUACUUCAGUGGUCUCAAAAAAGCAUGAGAUGAAGAAGUCAGUUCAUACACGAGUGAAUACUAGUGCAAAAUCCCAAAAAUGUCCUCAGCCAUCAGUGCCUGAACAAAGUAUAGAUAAUGAGCUAGAGCAAGCAGGAAAGGGCAAACGAGGUAGCAUUCUCCAGCUCUGUGAAGAAAUUGCUGGUGAAAUUGAGUCAGAUACUGUAGAGGUAAAAAAGGAAUCUUCACAAAUGGAAAGCGUAAAGGAGGAGAAGCCUACAGAAAUAAAAUUGGAGGAGACUAAUGUUGAAAGACAAAUACUUCAUCAGAAGGAAACAAAUCAGGAUAUGCAGUGUAAUCGUUUCUUCCCCAGUAGAAAAACAAAGCUUGUGAAAUGUUUACUAAAUGGAAUAAACAGCUCAACUAAGAAGAACUCCAAAUGGAAUAAAAUUAAACUCACAAAAUUUAACUCUGUGCAGCAAAAUAAGUUGGACUCUCAAGUUUCCCCUAAAUUGGGGUUAUUACGAACCAGUUUUUCACCACCAGCUUUAGAAGUGACUCAAAGUACAUUUUUAGGGACAAAGCCACAAGAUAAAAAUACAGCUUGCCAGCAGCAAAAAAUGAAAAAAAUUGAUUCUGAAGAAAUUAAAAUUAAUGACAUUACAGUUAAAAUUAAUAAAACCAUACAAAGGGCUCCUGAAAAUUGCCAUUUGGGUGAUCAAAUAAAACCAUCUCCUCAUCCACCAUUGGAUAAUCAGAUGAAGCAUUCUUUUGAAUCAGCACCAGAUAAGAAUUUCAGCCUGUGUUUGGAAUCCAAGCUGGAAAACAAUCCAGUGGAAAAUACCAUUGCUGUUUCAACUCUGCUAGGUCAAGCAAAAGUUGAUGCAGGAGAGAGUAAAUUUCCAGGAUGGCGUACUAACCAAGGUUUUGUUUGUUUUUUAAGGGAGACACCACCAAAUAAUUCUUGGCCUAAUUGUAAUUCCCAUUUGGAGAUAACAAUUCCAAAGGACUUGAAACUAAAAGAAACAGAAAAAGCUGAUGAAAAACAGUUGAUCAUAGAUGCGGGACAAAAAAGGUUUGGAGCAGUUUCCUGUAAUGUUUGUGGAAUGCUUUACACAGCUUCAAAUCCAGAAGAUGAAACACAGCAUCUGCUUUUCCAUAAUCAGUUUAUAAGUGCUGUAAAAUAUGUGGGCUGGAAAAAGGAACGAAUUCUGGCUGAAUACCCUGAUGGUAGGAUUAUAAUGGUUCUUCCUGAAGACCCAAAGUAUGCCCUGAAAAAGGUUGACGAGAUUAGAGAGAUGGUUGAUAACGAUUUAGGUUUCCAACAGGCUCCACUAAUGUGCUAUUCCAGAACUAAAACACUUCUCUUUAUUUCUAAUGACAAAAAAGUAGUUGGCUGCCUAAUUGCAGAACAUAUCCAGUGGGGCUACAGAGUUAUAGAAGAAAAACUUCCAGUUAUCAGAUCAGAGGAAGAAAAAGUCAGAUUUGAAAGGCAGAAAGCCUGGUGCUGCUCAACAUUGCCAGAGCCUGCAAUCUGUGGGAUCAGUCGAAUAUGGGUAUUCAGCAUGAUGCGUCGGAAGAAAAUUGCUUCUCGCAUGAUUGAAUGCCUAAGGAGUAACUUUAUAUAUGGCUCAUAUCUGAGUAAAGAAGAAAUUGCUUUCUCAGAUCCCACUCCUGAUGGAAAACUGUUUGCAACACAGUACUGUGGCACUGGUCAGUUUCUGGUAUAUAAUUUUAUUAAUGGACAGAAUAACACCUAAAACAAAUUCUUGCCUGCAGUACUAGAAGACAUCAAAUGAAGAGAAUGGAUUGGUUGCUGAUUUUAACCAGGAACUAGGGCCAUUUUUAUUACAAUGAACUCAGGACUGGCAACAACCUAUGGUUGUUCCAUUUUCAUAAAAUUGGAAACAAUGCAGUAAUACCUUAUUAUUGUUUUGUUUUUUAAAGAAGAUAUUUUAUUAUCUUUUACAGAAAUUUAUGAUUGAUGUAUUUUAUCUAUAGUUAUUUAGACAUGUUUACAUGCAGCAGAUAAUUGUUCAUAGUGGACUGAAAACUAAUGCAAGGACUACGGUCUCAGUGAUAAGUAUAUUUUGAAGUUCUUAAUAUGGAAAUAUACCAGUGUAGCUUGGUACUGUAUUUUUUUACAUUGAUCUGCUGAUACCAGUUAUAGGUUUAAAGAUUGUAUUUUCACAGAGUAGAAACCAAUGUUUUUGAGUUAUCAUUCAAGGAGGAUGUAAUAUUAUGUGUUUAGGAAUUCAAAGCUAAUUCUUAAAAGGCCUGAUGUAUACUUUGAAGAAACCCCUAAUGAAAAUGAAAACUUCAGCUAAGCAGGAAGAAUUGGGAAUAAUAAGUUUUUUCUUCCAUUUCUCUCUUUCCUAUCUUUGAUGGCAGGAAGAAGUGGAAGGUGGUAAAGAAUUGAGGCUUUCUUUCCUGGAGACCUAUAAAUCACUAAAAUUAGGAAGCAUGCCCUCUAAAUUCAUUGUUCUUUCAUUCUGGUUUCAAUUUUUGUAGUAAAUGGCAACUUGGCUCACCUAAACAGUUAACAAAUCUCAAAAACUUUUAUAAAACCUAUGGAAUAAUUGCAAGCCAAAUAUGGAUGACUUGGUAUCUGCUUUGUUAUUCCUCAGAAAUACUGCACUGAGUAUAUGCCCUCAUUACGGGACUUCAUUUUGAUACUUGUCUAUCCUUCAUAGUGCCCUCUACUUUUAAAGGGUUUAUAUGUUGAAAAACUGCUGUGGCCUUUUAUGACCUGUAUAUAUUGUAGAAUAAAAUAAUAAAAUACUUGUUAGCUUUUUCUAUGUGAUAAAUGUACUAA